UUACCAAUAUUGAUUUUUUUUAAAAAUUCUUAUCAUCAUUUGCAAUUUACUCAAAUUUUUGUGUUCUUGAUAACUUAUUAAAAACUAAUAUUAAUUUCAAAAUAUACUUGAUCUAUUCCUCCUCGUUUACGAUAGCCAUACCAAUUCCCUAAAUAAUGUCUGAAACCGAUCCCAAACCAUCGGAAAGUGAAGGUGAUAGAGAGGAGAAGAAAGAAAAAAAGAAAAAGAAGAGUAAAGACAAAGAUAAGGAUCGGGACAAAGAGAAAGAGGUUAGUAUGCCAACGCCUGUUAAAGAAGUAGAAAAAGAACCAGAACCAGAAGUAAUAAAGGAAAAGGCAACAACGACCACAGCACCGGCUUUAAGUACGGGAAAGAAGAAAAUGAGAGCUCAGAGGGCUACUUCCAACGUAUUUGCUAUGUUUGGCCAAACUCAAAUUCAGGAAUUUAAAGAGGCUUUUACUAUGAUAGAUCAAGACAGGGAUGGGUUCAUUAGCAAAGAAGAUUUGAAAGAUAUGUACGCAUCUUUGGGGAAAGAUGCGAGAGAUAAAGACCUCGAGGAGAUGUUAUCUGAGGCGCCUGGUCCAAUUAACUUUACCAUGUUUUUGACAUUAUUUGGAGACAAAUUAUCAGGAACUGACACGGAAGAUGUCAUAAGAAAUGCAUUCAAAAUAAUCGAUGAAAAAGGCGAGGGCAAGAUUAAAGAAGCUGUAAUGAAAGACUACUUGACCGGAAUGGGUGAGAGGAUGACUCAUGAUGAAGUUUCCGAUUUACUCAAAAAUGCUCCAUUCACGGAAGCUGGUCUUUACGAUUACGCCAAAUUAGCGCAUUUGAUAACUCAUGGAAGUGAUGAAGCUUAAUUUUAUUUAUGUUCCGUGUUUUUUUUAAAUGUCAAAUACUAACAAAAAAUUUAAAAGAAAAAUAAACGUAUUUCCCUUUCCAAAAUAUUUUCAAUAUGUAAUAAAUAUAUUUUUUUUAAACAACAAAAGAAAAUAUUGUAAGCUCAUCUUAAGUUAUUCUUCAAUUACAUUACACUGAUAGAAAAAUGUGUUUUUAAAAAAUAAUUCAAUGUUCAUGUUGUUAACCUUAGCAGAAUAUAAUCAUUAUACUUUCAUAUUUUCUUGCGUGCUAUAUAUAGACUUAAUUAUAUUUCCAAUUUAGAACACUAUUAAUAU
This is a messenger RNA of Gordionus sp. m RMFG-2023, 1172 nucleotides long. Its product is annotated as myosin regulatory light chain 12B-like. Bases 156 to 857 code for a protein of 233 amino acids. The transcript is spliced from 7 exons. Gene Ontology annotation, molecular function: myosin heavy chain binding; calcium ion binding. Lineage: Eukaryota; Metazoa; Nematomorpha; Gordioida; Chordodea; Parachordodidae. The record is from RefSeq and is a predicted model, not a curated record. Gene Ontology annotation, cellular component: myosin II complex; cytoplasm.